GCAUAUUGUCAGUGGCAGGUCGAUGUAGCCAGUCCAACAAGCCAGAACGUAGAACAGCAUAAUUUAAAUAUAUAUUUUGUGUACGAUAAUGGCUAACCCAAUAAAAGAAUGUAAGCAGCUUACGCCACUAGCAAUUUUCGGCAUCAAUGGCAAAGUGGAGAAUGGUGUGCGUCAGCAUCCCGUUACCCGGGCUGCAAUCUUUCCAUUGGGUAACAAAAUAGCCAUUGCCGACUUCGCUAAGAACACACAAGAGUUUGUUGCCGGGCACACAAACAGCAUAUCCUGCCUGGAUGUCAGCAAGAGCGGCAAGUACAUCGCCUCCGGUCAGAUCAACCAUAUGGGCUUCCGUGGCUAUGUCAUCGUAUGGGACUAUGAGUCACGCAAGGAGAUUGGACGUCAUGAUUUGCACAAGGUGAAGGUGCAGGCUAUUUGCUUUACGGCCGAGGAACGCUUUGUUAUAUCCAUUGGCGGCAAGGAUGACGGCUCCGUAAUUGUGUUUGAUGUGCAGACAUUCUCGCCCAUUUGUCGCCAAGCCGCUUCACGUGCUAUCUCAGGCAAUGCCCUGACCAUCCGUCCGAUGCAUAACAAUCCGUACUUCUUUCUCACUGCUGGCGAUCGCCAUCUGCGCCUGUGGAGCAUUGUGCGCGAGCAGAAGAAGCUCUAUGUGCAGGACGUCCAUUUGGCCAGCAAAACUCGCACGUUCUACUGUGCUCGCAUCGAUAAAAAGGAUGAGUUCGCGUAUCUGGGCAGUGGCACUGGCGACAUCAUUAAGAUCGUACUCAACUGCUGCGACAGGGACAAUGUGACCCGGCCGGGCACGACAAGCGGCAUUCUAGGUGCCUUCGGCACGCACAAUCCACGCAAGCCCACGGGGCGCGACUGCAAUCGCUAUGUGAAUGGCGUGCGUGCCCUCUAUGUGCUGGAGGGAGGACGUCUGCUGAUUGGCGCUGGCGAUGGUGAGGUGCAACUGGUCGAGGAGCGUACCGAGGUGCCAUUGAUAAACUUCCGAGACUAUCCGGAACCCACUUGGCCCUACUUGCGCGUGGUUAAGCGAACUCGCGUCUCGGGUCGCAUCUCGUCCUUUGUGCGCAGCACUCCGGAGAAAUUCUACAUCUGCACCGACACGAAUGAAAUUUACAUGCUGAACAUCAACUCCUGGAUUUUGAAGCUGCUGCGCACCUGCCAUGCCAAGGCAGUCUACUUCAUAACAUUUCCCAAAAACUAUGCAGCUGUUUUUGCCACCGCUGGCCACGAGAGCAUUCGCAUCUGGUCCUCCAAUCGCAAGCAGGAGCUGCUGCGGAUCAUGGUGUACAAUUUCAACUGUGCCGCGGUUCGCUUCGCCCACGACGGAACCAGCAUUGUGUCCGUAUGGAACGACGGCAUUAUUCGCGCCUUUACCCCCAUAACAGGGCGUCUCAUCUAUGCUAUACCCAAUGCUCACAACAAGGGCUGCAGUGCGUUGGCCAUUGCAUCAACGGGUCGCUUUAUCGUCACUGGAGGCAUCGAGGGCCAGGUGCGCGUGUGGAAGAUCGAACCGUAUCGUCAGAAUUUAGUGGGCGUGCUGAAGGAUCAUUCGGGUCCCAUCACCUCGCUGGACAUCAACUAUCUGGACACGGAAGUAAUUUCCGCUUGCACUGACGGCUCCUGCGUCAUUUGGGACAUCAAUCGCAUGACCCGCAAGCAGGUGGUCACUGCCAACACGCAGUUCAUGUCGGUGCUCUAUUUCCCCACUGGAGUGCAGAUACUCACCUGCGGCUCCGAUGGCCGAAUCAUCUAUUGGAUGGUCUACAACGGCGCACUAAUACGCGAACUAGCCGCCUCGAAGAAAUCGUCGGUGAACUGUCUUUCCAUGAAUGCCACAGGCGACUAUUUCGUUAGCGUUGGCAGCGAUCUGCAGGUGAAGCUGUGGGACUAUAACAGUGGCGAUGUGGUCGGUAUUGGCUCGGAGCAUGCUUCGUCCGUAAUUAGCGCUGCGUACAGUCCAUGUGGCAAGACUUUCGUUACAGGCAGCACGGAUGGAUCACUGAUCAUUUGGGAAGUGCCCGAGGAACAUUGGGGCAGUCCCAAUCCACCGGACGGACCCAGCUACCAGCUGCCCAAGCCACAGCCGAAGGGCAAACCAGCUGUCCAGUCGCGUGUCGACUCGGGCACUCGCCUGAAGCCAGCUCCGGGCGAGAAUAUCAAUGGGCUGCUGAAAGCAACGCCCAAGGACGACAUCUGCUGUGUCGAGUGCCCACCGUGCGCCAAGAAGGAAGGCAAGGCCGCUGACGCCUUUGCCGAGUGCAAGAUUGUGCCGGACGUAAGGAAAUGUUAAGAUGUUCAAUUUCCCACUU
Molecule: messenger RNA, 2333 nt
Organism: Drosophila arizonae
Lineage: Eukaryota; Metazoa; Arthropoda; Insecta; Diptera; Drosophilidae
Product: cilia- and flagella-associated protein 52
Molecular function (GO): protein binding
Source: RefSeq, a predicted model, not a curated record